AUGUAUGGAAACACCAGGGACGCCUACGACGUCGUCAAGUUGAUCCUCGGCGGCGCUCAAUACAGGUCUGGACUCGAUAACGAGCGCGACGCCCGGUCCUGGACGCUAGUCGGCCGUGGAGACGAUAGAGAGUCGGCGUCCGAUUCAGGGCAGCAUGACGCGGGCUCGUGGCUCUCGUCCAAGGUGCACGGAGCCGCGCGAGGCAACAAUAGAACGUGCCUCGUCUGGCACGCGGCGCAGAACGAUUAG
Molecule: messenger RNA, 249 nt
Organism: Gaeumannomyces tritici R3-111a-1
Lineage: Eukaryota; Fungi; Ascomycota; Sordariomycetes; Magnaporthales; Magnaporthaceae
Exons: 4
Coding region: 1-249 (82 amino acids)
Source: RefSeq, a predicted model, not a curated record